GAAACUGCUGAUGCUACUUCAAUCACAAAGGAAAAUCAUGGUCGGCCAAGGAAAAAUAUUCUUCCCUGACUACAUGAAGAUGAUCUAAAGCUACUUGGUAUCUCUACACUUGAACUAUUUGGGGCUGGCAAAGAUUUGUGAAUCAAAGAACUUAAAGCUUGCCACUUUCCAACGCUACGCAAAGGCGUAUAUCAAGAUACGACACAAACAUGAACAUAAGAGAAGAACCACAAGCAUAAACUCAAAAAGGGGAAAGGCACCCAAAGAUCGAUUGAUCAAAAGGAAAAGAGAGGGGAUGGGGUGGCGGUGGAGGCCACCAAGCAGAUCAAAAGGGCGUGGGGCCAACUGGCCAAACCACCCCACCUCGCUGGUCCUAUUACUUUACGCCACAUUUUAUUUUUUUUAUUUUUUUUCAGUGCUGCUUGUCGGCGAGGUAUUCUGCACAUCAAGGAAAUGUACCGGCUUGAUACUCAGUCGGCUUGAUACCGGCUUAACCUGGGUUGGCUUGAAUCGUGCCGAACACAAUCUGUGAUAAGAGUUGUUCAUUGACAGUAGUAGAACCAUCCAUCUCCAGCCCAUACUUUGAGAAAAGGGCAGCUAUAUUUAAUCCAAGUAAUCCAAAGUUGAAGACCCAUUGGAGACCCUCAAUCUCUAAAAAGAGAGAGAGAGAAGAAGCAGCAGCCACUGUUGCACCAUCGCCAUCUGCAAAGUAAAAGACAAAAGCAAACUCAGGCACAAAAGCCAAGAAGAGCUUCUCUUGAACGCUGACAAGAAUCCAUACUAAACAAGCCUCCUCGUUAACUUCCUCACUAUAAAAGCCAUGGAGGGAGGGCUUUCCCACCUUCCCCUUCAUUUCUUUCUCCCUCCUUCAAGGUUGUGAAUUCUGAUAUAGAUAUAUCUCAAGGUCGGAGGGAAAUUGAACUGAUGGCACCAAUGAGCUUGCCUCCUGGUUUCCGGUUUCAUCCGACCGACGAAGAGCUCAUCGUGUACUACUUGAAGAGGAAGAUCAAUGGUCGCAGGAUCGAGCUCGAUAUCAUCCCCGAGGUCGACCUCUACAAGUGCGAACCAUGGGAUCUACCAGAGAAGUCUUUUUUACCGAGCAAGGAUCUCGAGUGGUACUUCUUUAGCCCGCGAGAUCGCAAGUACCCGAACGGAUCGAGGACAAACCGAGCCACUCAAGCCGGGUACUGGAAGGCCACUGGAAAAGAUCGAAAGGUGAAUUCGCAGCACCGCGCUGUCGGGAUGAAGAAAACACUUGUCUACUACGGUGGUCGAGCUCCACAUGGCUCACGGACCCAUUGGGUCAUGCAUGAGUAUCGGCUCGACGAGAUGGAAUGCGAGAAUGCUGCCGCAGGUUUGCAGGAUGCAUAUGCUCUAUGCCGCGUGUUCAAGAAGACCGAGCCGGGCCCGAAGAUCAUAGAGCACUAUGGUGUUUCUCAUGCUCAUACUCAUACUCAUUCUCAAUGGAUGACCAAGGAUCAUCAUCCAACAACAACAACAACAAUCUCUGCGGAUAUACGAGAGAGUGACGAGGAUGAUUUUGAGGGUUUUGGCAUAAUUAGUCCAUUUCAAAGUGGCGCUUGCUCAUCAAACAUAAUGAUGCAGCAGCAAUAUUGUCUAGCACAAGAUCCACGAAUUGAUUCAUGGAAUUCCCCGGAAUGCUUCUCUUAUACUCCAUCAAGGCUUCAGGUCGAGGACUUCCCUCACUUCGACUUUGAGGGAAGUAACAACAACGACAACAACAAUAACAAUGACAACACAUUAGAAGAGAUCUCCUUGUCGAUCGCCUCGGAGCUGGUCUCUAACUACACUGAUGAUCACUUUUGGCUCGGAUCUAAUUAUUCUCAUCUCGAUGAAUUCACGUCCCUGUUGGAAAGCAACGAAGGUGCUGAUGAUCAGCUAUGUCAAAGAAGUGAGCUCAUGGGAAGUACCUUGCACUGCGAUUCAACGGAGCUUGUGGAAGAUGAGAUCAAAAGUACACCACUGCAAACCGCAUUAAUUCCGACCUAUGGAUCAUUCGGAGAGGUUGAAGAUCAAGAAGGUGAGGAAGAUCAUUCCGCCGGAACCAAGCCGGUGUUUGGCGUGGAGUUCCGGCGAGGGCUGCUUGUGUCAAGCGUGGCCAGGUGCGACACUUUCUUCCACCGAGUGGAGCCGACGAAGAAGGUCAGCUUCCAUUUGAGUGGUCAGGUUGAAGAAGAAGAAGAAGGAGGAGGAGGAGGAGAGGCGAGAUCGAGCGUCGUCGACGGUGGCAGAGUCUCCUCGUUCUUCAACAAGUUUAAGGCGUUUGUGUGGGAGAAGUUUGUGGGGAGUUGGUCGACCAUGAAUUGCGGAAUGUUUUUUCGCGGGAACUUGCCCUUGCUCGCGUUUGCUCUCUCUCCCUGCAGCGCUGCGUGCGAGAUCGAGUGACUGCGUCAUGCGAUAGUUCGUUGUUGUUCUAUUUGUAUCGUGUAGAAAGAUUCAUACUGAUUCACGAGGAUAUUCUUGUGGAAUACCCUAAUUUUAUGUAAGAUAUUGUUGUCGAGCAGAUUAUAUAUGUAAUUUAGCUCAUUGAGCUUUAA
Messenger RNA from Zingiber officinale, 2558 nucleotides. Its product is annotated as NAC domain-containing protein 86-like. NCBI's taxonomy places the organism in Eukaryota, Viridiplantae, Streptophyta, Magnoliopsida, Zingiberales, Zingiberaceae. Bases 925 to 2406 code for a protein of 493 amino acids. Gene Ontology annotation, molecular function: DNA binding. The record is from RefSeq and is a predicted model, not a curated record. The transcript is spliced from 8 exons. Gene Ontology annotation, biological process: regulation of DNA-templated transcription.